AUGUCGUACGCGACGUCUGCCAGGAACGUGGAUCAUACCAAGUCCGAGGCAGAGCUUGCGAUCAACAUUCGAAAAGCCACAAGCAUCGAGGAGACCGCGCCGAAACGUAAACAUGUUCGUAGCUGUAUUGUGUAUACAUGGGACCAUAACAGCUCCAGUGCCUUCUGGGCUGGCCGUUCUCAUAGACAACCUAUUCUCGCAGAUGAGGUUCAGACAUUCAAGGCAUUGAUUACCGUUCACAAGGUUCUACAAGAGGGCCACCCCUCGACUCUACGUGAAGCCAUGGCGAAUCGAACUUGGCUCGACAGUUUGAAUAGAGGAAUGUCUGGCGAAGAAUAUGUCAACUUUUUGCUGUCCAAAUUGAGCUUCCACCAACAGCAUCCUGACUUUAAUGGCACAUUCGAGUAUGAGGAGUACAUCAGCUUAAAGGGGAUCAACGAUCCAAAUGAAGGUUAUGAAACUAUUUCAGAUCUUAUGACUCUACAGGACAGAAUCGAACACUUCCAGAAACUGAUUUUUGCGCACUUUCGAAAUGGAGGCCACAACGAAUGUAGGAUAUCCGCCCUGGUUCCUUUGGUACAAGAGAGUUACGGUAUCUACAAGUUCAUCACUAGCAUGCUGCGAGCUAUGCACACAACAACCGGUGAUGAUGAUGCUCUUGAGCCCUUGAGAGGCAGAUAUGACUCCCAGCAUUAUCGUCUUGUAAAAUUUUAUUACGAAUGCUCCAAUCUCCGAUAUCUCACGAGCCUGAUCACUGUGCCAAAGCUACCACAAGAACCGCCCAAUCUCCUUUCAGAGGAUGAUUCUGCCCCCAAGUUACCUCAGCGACCCAAGCAAGAGAUUGAGAGGCAAAUCACACCUCCGAAACCUCCCAAGACGGAGGAACCAGAUGAAAUUGGCGAGUUCUGGAAGACCGAACAGGACCGUCAAAACCGGGAGUAUGAGGAGCAACAGAGGGUUCUAGCAGAACAGCAGAGACAACAAAUGCUGGCACAACAGCAAGCACAACUUCAAGCGCAGCAAAAUUAUGAAGAACAGCAGCGUUUGCUGGCCGAGCAACAAAGACGAGAGCAAGAGCAAUUGAUGCUGCAACAAUCCCAACAACAGACUUAUGGUCGCUUGGCGGAACUUGAACGGGAGAACUUCGAUGCUCGAGCACAAUACGCGAGGGAUCAGCUAAUGCUACAACAAUACGACCAAAAGAUAAAGGCGCUGGAGGGUGAGCUUGCGCAGCUGCAGAACAGUUACGGACAACAAAUUGGAAGUAAAGAGGAUCAGAUCAGAGCUUUGCAAGAGCAAGUUAACACUUGGAGGACGAAAUAUGAAGCGCUCGCGAAGCUUUAUUCACAACUGCGGCACGAACAUCUCGACCUACUUCAAAGAUUUAAGAGCGUUCAGCUGAAGGCAGCAUCAGCUCAGGAGGCCAUUGACAAGCGGGAAAAACUUGAGCGAGAAAUUAAGACCAAGAAUCUUGAACUUGCAGACAUGAUCAGAGAAAGAGAUAGGGCUUUGCAUGAGAAAGACCGUCUCACUGGUGGUAACCGUGAGGAGGUCGAAAAGCUUAAACGCGAGCUUCGCAUGGCUCUCGAUCGCGCUGACAAUUUGGAGCGAAGCAAGGGCAAUGAGCUGUCCACGAUGCUUUCCAAGUACAAUCGUGAAAUGGCAGAUCUCGAGGAAGCUCUUCGCAACAAAACCCGAGCAUUACAGGAUGUCCAUGCUAAAUAUAGUGAAGGGGGUUCAGAUGCCGAAAGAUUACUCAAGGAUAAGGAGGAUGAACUGGAGGUUUACAAGCAAAGUUUGGAUGAUGCGCUUAUCAGACUCAAUGAGCUCGAGAUGUCAAAAGGUGACACUGACAAUGCUUUGGAUGGAGAAAUUGAUGCCAUGCUUCUUUCAAAUAUUGACAAAAUCAACGACAUCAUCGAUUCCGUUCUUCAGAGUGGAGUUCAGCGUGUUGACGACGCUCUUUACGAACUCGAUUCCACCAUGCAAGCUGGUAAUCAGAAUGCAACCCCAUCUUACGUUCUUUCGCAGAUCGAAAAGGCAUCAGCAACUGCCACCGAAUUCGCCACGGCAUUCAACAAUUUCAUAGCAGAUGGUCCGAAUAGCACCCAUGCCGAGAUCAUUCGAACCAUCAAUGUCUUCGCCAGCUCAAUUUCCGACGUGCUUAGCAAUACCAAAGGUCUCACGAGGCUUGCGACGGAUGACAAGAAGGCUGAUCAACUUAUUAAUGGCGCACGUCAAUCUGCGCAGUCUACUGUCACAUUUUUCCGUGGGUUGCAAAGCUUUCGAUUGGAUGGCAUGGAUCCAGUGCAGCGAACUGAGGUGGUCAUCAAUAGCAACAAUGAGGUACAAAUCCAUCUGCAACGCUUGAACAAACUUGCAGAUAUAUUUGCGCCAAACAGUGGUAAAUUCACAAACAAUAAAGGUGACUUGGGAGAUUUGGUAGACAACGAGCUCUCCAAGGCUGCUGAUGCAAUUGCUGCUGCCGCCGCGCGCCUGGCGAAGCUUAAGUCCAAACCUAAGGAUCAAUACUCGACAUACAAACUUGAAAUCCACGAUUCAAUCCUUGAUGCUGCCAUUGCUGUUACGAACGCUAUCGCCAGAUUAAUCAAAGCAGCUACAGUUACCCAACAAGAGAUUGUCCAGGCUGGCCGUGGCUCGUCUUCCAAGACCGCUUUCUACAAGAAGAACAACCGAUGGACUGAGGGUCUCAUUUCCGCCGCUAAAGCAGUGGCAACGUCAACAAACACGUUGAUUGAGACCGCAGAUGGAGUUCUUUCAGGACGUAACAGCCCGGAACAACUCAUCGUGGCUUCUAACGACGUCGCAGCCUCUACAGCCCAGUUGGUCGCUGCUAGCAGAGUCAAAGCCGGUUUCAUGAGCAAGAGCCAAGAGAGCUUGGAGCAAGCUAGUAAAGCUGUUGGUUCAGCCUGCAGAACUCUUGUCAGACAAGUACAGAGUAUGAUCAAGGAUCGGGAUCAAGAUGUUGAGGGAGAAGAUUACGCCAAGCUCGGGGCGCAUGAGUUUAAGGUCAGGGAAAUGGAGCAGCAGGUCGAAAUCCUACAACUUGAGAACAAUCUCGCGGCGGCGAGGAAGAGAUUGGGGGAAGAAGUAAAUGGGCUGUACGGCGAUUCUUUUAAUAAGCGUGUGAUAUCCAGAUUUGGUAAGAGUUAUUUCAUUGAGGACGAUGACACUUGUAGGGAGGGCAUCCGUGGAAAUACUUUUGAGACCGAGGCAAAAUAA
Molecule: messenger RNA, 3243 nt
Organism: Sclerotinia sclerotiorum 1980 UF-70
Lineage: Eukaryota; Fungi; Ascomycota; Leotiomycetes; Helotiales; Sclerotiniaceae
Exons: 7
Coding region: 1-3243 (1080 amino acids)
Biological process (GO): endocytosis; actin filament organization; clathrin coat assembly
Cellular component (GO): actin cortical patch; clathrin-coated vesicle
Molecular function (GO): phosphatidylinositol-3,4-bisphosphate binding; phosphatidylinositol-3,5-bisphosphate binding; clathrin-cargo adaptor activity
Source: RefSeq, a predicted model, not a curated record